UGAAUUAUAUUGGGCUGGGAUGGGCCCACCCAAAUGGGUUAUCCUCCUUUCUUGGCAUUCACAUCUUCAUCAUGGCUUAUUUCCAGACUGUUACUCGUUCAUAUACCAAGGUUGACACCUCCAAGGGUAUCGACACCACUCAAUUUCUUGAAGCCACCGAGGGUGUUGUCAAGCUUUUCGAUGCUUUUGGUUCCGCCGCGUUCUCCGUAGUGCAAAACGAUAUGAAUGGCAACAUCAAGAAAAUCAGAGAACGCUUCUUGUCCAACCCCACGGCCAACGAUACCUUGGAAAACUUGACCGCCACCGAAGCACCUGAAAAGAAGCGUGUGGCAACCGAGGGAUUGUUGUGGUUGACACGUGGUCUGGAUUUCACCGCACGCGCGCUUCGUCGCAAUAUCGAUAACCCUGCCGAGGAAUUGAAUAUCUCCUUCACCAAAUCAUAUGAAGAAACCUUGAAGAAACAUCAUAGUUUUGUUGUGCGUCCUGUGUUCACUCUUGCCAUGAAAGCUUGCCCUUACCGCAAGGACUUUUACGAAAAGAUUGGUGUUGCUACCGAUGCGGACAAGAAGGAGAUGGAGGAAUGGCUUUGUGCUUUGGAGAAAAUCAUUACCACCAUUAAUACGCUCUUCACUAACCAUCCCGAAUACAUCAAGGGCAUGUAAAAUAAAGAAAAUAACCGAUUUACCAUAAUAAGCAAAACCCAUCCAAUGACGUUUUAUUGCAAAUGAACAACUCUCCAAAUUUAUCUCAACC
Radiomyces spectabilis is the source of this 753-nucleotide messenger RNA. RefSeq names its product glycolipid transfer protein domain-containing protein. The record is from RefSeq and is a predicted model, not a curated record. Lineage: Eukaryota; Fungi; Mucoromycota; Mucoromycetes; Mucorales; Radiomycetaceae. Gene Ontology annotation, biological process: intermembrane lipid transfer; ceramide transport. The transcript is spliced from 5 exons. Gene Ontology annotation, cellular component: membrane; cytosol; cytoplasm. Gene Ontology annotation, molecular function: ceramide 1-phosphate transfer activity; ceramide 1-phosphate binding. Bases 72 to 662 code for a protein of 196 amino acids.